AUGGCUGGUCGUGUUACACCGGAGUCUAAAGGGCCUCUAACAACCAAUGUGGACAUCAUUGACGAGCUCUUCUACGUCACUAUGUGUAGGCAAGAUAGGCUGCAAAGGCAGUUGGCAGAGUACAUGGUAUUCGGACCGGCGUACAGUGUAUAG
This is a messenger RNA of Perkinsus marinus ATCC 50983, 153 nucleotides long. RefSeq lists its product as hypothetical. Lineage: Eukaryota; Perkinsozoa; Perkinsida; Perkinsidae. The record is from RefSeq and is a predicted model, not a curated record. The transcript has a single exon. Bases 1 to 153 code for a protein of 50 amino acids.